AUGAUGAUUGGAGGCGCCCAAGUUCGGCUUAAUGGGUGGCAACAGGUUGCUGUUGCUAUGGGUUGGGCAAUUAGCGCAUUAACGGACCCGUGCCGAGCAGAUUUGAUUGUGGCUCUUGGCGAGACUACUAGGAAGUUUGCUUUUGAAAAUGUUCUAGAAAGAAUGAAGAAGAGCCCGAAAGGCCAGACUAUACCCUUGGACAGACCACGUGUCAUAUCUACAAGAGUGGGUCAUGCAUGGGAUAUGCCCGCAAACACAUUUGAUGCUACCUAUGCGAAGUUCAUGGGAUCCAUAAACUUUUCCCCGGAUGACCAGCCACCAGUGCGGUUCAUGGAGACAAAUGAGCUUGCAUAUGUCUCCAAGCGUGCCCAUGAGGUGCAUGACUUUUGGCGCAUCCUCUUUAGCCUCCCCACUAACCUAAUUGGUGAGUCGGCACUCAAGGUAAUAGAGCUUGAGCAAAUGUUCCUUCCAAUGUGCCUUCUAUAUGUCAUAGGGGGUAUGACAAGAUUUGGCGAGAAGCAAAGAGUAUUGAUCUUCCAGCAUUACUUUCCUUGGGCCAUGAUGAAUGGGGCUGAGCUUCUCACAUAA
Messenger RNA from Vitis riparia (riverbank grape), 588 nucleotides. Its product is annotated as ubiquinone biosynthesis protein COQ4 homolog, mitochondrial-like. NCBI's taxonomy places the organism in Eukaryota, Viridiplantae, Streptophyta, Magnoliopsida, Vitales, Vitaceae. The transcript has a single exon. Gene Ontology annotation, biological process: ubiquinone biosynthetic process. The record is from RefSeq and is a predicted model, not a curated record. The coding region runs from base 1 to 588 and encodes 195 amino acids.